UACGCUGCGCCGAGGCCGCUGCAGCUCCGCAGCUCCUGUCGGACCGUCACGUUGCUGCCGCUGCAGGGACACACGCCGCUCAGACAUGGCCGGACAACAGUUCCAGUACGAUGACAGCGGCAACACCUUUUUCUACUUCCUCACGUCCUUCGUGGGACUCAUUGUGAUCCCGGCCACAUAUUACUUCUGGCCGCGGGAUCAGAAUGCUGAACAAGUCCGUCUGAAGAGCCUGCGGCGGGUGCACGGCAGGUGUCUGUGGUACCGGCUCCGGCUCAUGAAGUCCCAGCAGAGCGUCGUCCCAACACUCAAGAAAGGAGCUUUGCUGUUGGGGUGGGCUGUGUUCCUGCUGCUUGCCUACAAGGUGUCCAAACUGGACAGAGAGUACCAGGAAUACAAUCCAUAUGAAGUCCUCAACUUGGAUCCGGGUGCAUCGCUCUCUGAAAUCAAGAAGCAGUACCAUGUACUGUCACUCAAGUACCACCCUGACAAAGGUGGUGAUGAGGCCACAUUCAUGAUAAUUGCCAAAGCCUAUUAUGCUCUAACCAAUACACAGUCGCGACAGAACUGGGAGCAGUACGGUAACCCAGACGGUCCAGGUGCCACCAGUUUUGGGAUUGCGCUGCCAGCUUGGAUUGUCGACCAGAAGAACUCUAUGCUGGUGCUGCUAGUGUAUGGACUUGCCUUCAUGGUCAUUCUUCCCGUUGUUGUGGGCACGUGGUGGUACCGCUCGAUCCGAUACAGUGGAGACCAGAUCCUCAUCAACACCACUCAGCUCUUCAUGCACUUCAUGUACAAGACGCCAAACAUGAACAUGAAGAGAUUGACCAUGGUGCUGACGGCAGCCUUCGAGUUUGACCCUCGUAGCAAUAAAGAGGCCACCAUAAGACCCACGGACAACAUCGAAGUGCCGCAGCUGAUCCGUGAGUUAGGAAACAUCAAUGUGAAGAAGAAGGAGCCUCCGUUCUGUUAUCCGUACAGUCUGAAGGCCCGGGUGCUGCUGCUGUCCCACCUGGCCCGCAUGGAUGUGUCGGAGGAGUUAGAGGAAGAUCAGAGGUUUGUUGUGAGGAAGAGUCCAGCUCUCCUCCAAGAAAUGAUCAAUGUGGGCUGUCAGCUUACCAUGAUGGCCAACAGCAGAGGAGGUUUUCAUGCUCCUCGCCUGGUAACCAUCGAGAACUGCAUGAAGCUGACCCAGAUGAUAGUGCAGGGCCUGCAGGAGUCCAAGUCACCGCUCCUGCAGCUGCCUCAUUUUGAGGAGGAGCACCUCCGCUACUGCAUUUCUAAGAAGUAUAAGGUGAGAAGCCUGCAGGACCUGGUCAGUCUGAAGGACUCCGACAGACGCAGCAUGCUGCGUUUCUUGGGCGAGGAGAAGUAUGACGAGGUCAUUGCUGUGCUCGGCAGCUUCCCUCACAUCACCAUGGAUACCAAACUGCAGGUCCUUGAUGAUGAAGACAGUAAUAACAUCACGGCAGGGUCAAUCGUCACGGUAACCGUCACCUUAAACAGAAAGCGGAUGUCUGAUAUGUUUGAAAAAGAGCAGGAACCAACAGCAAUUCCAGGAGAGGAAUCUGCCAAUACGGAGGAAGCACAAGCAGACACGAGUAAAUCAAAAACCAAAGUGUGGCAGAACAAAAGCAAAGGGGCUAAGAAGACAGCCAAAUCCAAGAAGAAAAAAUUAACCAAGAAGAAGGCCACGCCGGCUCCGGCCAAAGCCAAGCAGGCCAACGGCAACGUGGCAGGAACUGAAGUUGCAGCAACAGCAGCAGCAACGACAGCAAAAGACGAAGAGGAAGACGCCUCAGAAAAAGGCAGCGAGUCCGAUGAAGGCGAAGCCAAUAAGGAGUCGCACAGCGAGAGAGAAGAAGACAGCGACAAGCAAAGCGACACAGAAGUGGAUGAGAUAGCUGGCGACGACGAGGAGGAGUGGGAGGCGUUGCAGCAAAGCAUCCAGCGGCGAGAGCGGGCGCUGCUAGAAACCAAGUCGAAGGUGACGCAUCCCGUCUACAGCCUCUACUUCGCCGAGGAGAAGCAAGAGUGGUGGUGGCUGUACAUCGCUGACCGCCGGGACCAGACGCUCGUCUCCAUGCCUUACCACGUCUGCACACUAAAAGACACGGAAGAGGUUGAGCUAAAAUUUCCAGCUCCUUCCAAAACGGGCAACUACCAGUACUCUGUCGUCCUCCGUUCCGACUCCUUCCUGGGAUUGGACCAGAUCAAACCACUUAAGCUGGAGGUCCAUGAAGCCAAGGCCAUGCUGGACAACCACCCACAGUGGGACAUCCCCGACACAGAGGAAGAGGACGAGGAGCAGGAGGACAGCGACGGCAUCGAGGAGAGCGACGAUGAUGACGAUGAGGACAACGACUGAAUGUGUUGAUGCUUGGUGUCCCUCUCUCCCUCUCUCUCUCUGUCUCUCUCUCUCGGACUGGCCACCCAUCCACUAGUGAAGAGGAGCAUCGAAGCCGUGCCUGCCACAAACAGAAUCACACACGCACACACACACACACACACACAGUAAAUCACUGGGGACGGUUUAUACACACAGAACCCUCCACCAUCUUACCUUUUCAAUGUCAUGAAAUGUGGCCCCUCCCUAUAUUCCCUUUUCUACAGAGACUUCUUCACUCACCUCUGACUGCUAGCGGAAGGUGAAUUCUGUGAAUACUAACAGGCCUGAGUGAGUGUGACUGUGUGUAUGAUGUGUGUAACGUACGUCUUUGUACAGGUGUGAAAGAUGGACACACUGUGGACUGGAGGACCUAUUAUUCGAUUAUGGGCUCUUUUCUUCUGUUUCGAGGGGAGAGACUGGAUGUAUAACCGCUAAUUCCAUUUUCCAAAAUUAAAAUCACAUGACCUCCACAUGUCAUCACUUUUUUUUUUCUUUUUUUUUUUUUUUUUAAUUACUCAGCACCGAUGUUUUCCAUGUCAAUGAUUCUUCUAAUUGUAUGCUGAAAAAGGGUGAGCUUUAGCCCUCUUCGUCUGGGAACUUUAAAGUGGGACAACAGUGUCUCCACACAGGGGGGUGGGCAGGAUGCGGGGGGGGGGGGGGGGGUUGUCGUUUUUUUUUUUUUUUUUUUUUCUUCGUCCCCGUCCUGUAUCUUUUCACUGUUACAUACUUGUGUUCACUUUAUGUUGAAGGAGAUGUCUCCAGCGUGAUACUGAUGUGAAUCGGGACCUCAGGUGUAACCGGUGGGAAGGCAGGGCAGCAAAACACGCGGUGUUAAGAUAUGACUUCAGAGUGCUCUUCUACGUGAACUACAUAAAAGAUGGGUCUUCAUUCGCUCAGUCUAAGAUGCUGGUUAUGUAGAUAAACAUACUUGUGGCUUUUCAAAGAGGUGACUUCCUUUUAUUUUCCUUUUUAAACAGUUGUAGCACAUUCCAGUGUACACGCAUAUUCUAAAAAUGGCCUUAUAAAUACAACUGAAAUACCACAAUAUACAAGUCCUUCGUGCUAUGCACUAGUGAAUCCCAGGAGAGUAGAAUAAAACUGAAAUUAGCCCCUUUUUUUCCCCCUUGUUGGUAGAAAUCUGAAGGUUUUAGUUUAUCUUUUUUUUAAGGCAAACUAUAGUUUCUCGGUUCUUGAGGAGGCAUAUCACUACACCCUGCCAUCACCCAAUUUUCAGAGAUGUGACUGUUUAUUUGAGCAUUUGAGUGUGAGGUCACUGCCACAUACGGGGAGUAGGUCCGGGAUCUGUUCUGAACAAAGACCUGUUGAAAGUAACUCGUAGUGUAAGAGUAAGCGAACUUUCUCACGCACCUUUUCUUGUUUUAUAAAGCGGAACAAACACGAAUUGGGGUGGAAAUCGGGAUGAUUUCAUUCUUCCAUUCAACGUGGUUUUGGCUAAGACAAAGACCUCUCUUUCAUUUAAAGCUGUUCUUUUGUUUGUUUGUUUGUAUCUGUUGAGAUGUAGUUAUAACAACCAAGUCCCGUUAUUUUUGCAUUCUAAUCCUGAGUUUUCUGUGUUUAGAUUGGGAGGGAACCGGAGCUUCCUAGUGGAGCUUGUUGGGCUUUCACUGUGUUGAUGACAGUUUCGAUUUUUACACAAAUAAUCUUUCACAAUGAAUAAUCCGUACCCCUUUUUUCUUUUUUCUUUUUUUUUUACUUUACAGUGCAUACUAGUGUGUUAUGUUAAUGUGAGAGAUUUCCAACUUCCCAGCUCAACCCACACGCGCUCACUCAGACUAUAACCCUCCUGUAUGUGUUGAAGCCGGUGUAUGCUAACGGUUAAUAUUGUAUUCUGAGUAUUUAUCGCUCUGCAAUAGAAUGUAGCAUCAGUGAUAAAUGCUGUGUGGGGGAAAAAAAAAGAAAAUACUGCAGUGAGGUUAGACACAACGCCAUCUCUUCCAUGACAGACCUUAACCAGGUGACCGGCCAGCAGGCCACCUCUGUUCGGACAACCGACUACCCAAAUGACUAUGGAUCUGCCACUUUUGUUUACAAAGGAACUGUCAUUGUAAAUGGAAAAAAAUAUAUAUUAUUUGUAUUUAAAAUCAUUUCAAAUAAAAACUUUUAAAUGAG
This is a messenger RNA of Cololabis saira (Pacific saury), 4516 nucleotides long. RefSeq names its product SEC63 homolog, protein translocation regulator (gene sec63). Gene Ontology annotation, cellular component: Sec62/Sec63 complex. The coding region runs from base 86 to 2365 and encodes 759 amino acids. Lineage: Eukaryota; Metazoa; Chordata; Actinopteri; Beloniformes; Belonidae. Gene Ontology annotation, biological process: post-translational protein targeting to endoplasmic reticulum membrane; SRP-dependent cotranslational protein targeting to membrane. The transcript has 20 exons. Gene Ontology annotation, molecular function: transmembrane protein transporter activity; RNA binding. The record is from RefSeq and is a predicted model, not a curated record.